UGGCCCAGUUCAGGGUCAUCGCUGAUCAGCUUUGCAAAACGUGCGGAUGGUGAUGUUGUGGGGACCUCUGCUGAUGAAUUUACGAUUCAGUACCCGUCCAACAGUCACGAGUCAGGACUGCACUUCUGGAGAGAUCCAGAUGAUGACGCCCACAAGUUCCUUUCCCAGAGCAUCAAGCUCAUCGUCGCUACUGAACAGAGAAGUUGGCUCGAAAAAUUUAAUGUUGUGGUUAACAGAAAUGUGAGAGAGAAUAGAUUUCCUGAGAGUUCAAAGGGGAGGAAGAAUCACGUGCGCGAAGACUCGGACAGGUACUCUAAAAGAGAAAGGAUCAACAAACAAGUCGGAGUUUCCAAUGGGGAGACCGAUCUUUCAGAGGCAUUGGACAGGCUGUUACACUAUGCUAUGAAGAUGGGAACAUGCUUCCUCAUCUUCCUGGAGAUGACAGAGGCUUGGAACCAGUGGGACAGUUCCGUGGCAGCAGAGUCUGUGCUAAGAAACAGGACAAGAAGAAGGAGCACGCAGUCGAUCUGAGGAACCUCCUCAUUCUCUGCGCUGAAGCUGUCUCAGGAAAUGAAUACCGGACAGCCAACCAGCUACUGGCUCAGAUCAGGCAGUACUCUUCUCCUAUGGGGGAUGGGGUCCAGAGGCUGGCUCACUACUUUGCAAAGGGCCUUGAGGCACGGUUCUCGGCCCGUGUGGUCCAACAACCCGACCCUUAUAUUAAGUCUAUGAAGGUACCUAUUAAUGAUCUGCUGAGAUUCUACCAGACAAUUUUUCUUGCACACCCGUUCUGCAAGAUCGCGAUAUCCUUCGUGAACAAUUUAAUCGCCAAAGUGGCUGAGAAGGCGAAGACCCUCCGUGUGGUGGACUUUGGGAUUAUGUAUGGGUUCCAGUGGCCACAGCUCAUUCAGCUCCUAUCAAGGAGGCCCGGUGGCCGCCCAAAGCUUCGGAUCACGGGGAUAGAGAAACCCCAGCUCGGGUUCAGGCCCUUGGAGAGGAUCGAGGAGACUGGGACCCAUUUGGUGAAGUACUGUAAAAGGCUAGGCGUCCCGUUCGAGUAUCAAGGGAUUGUGUCCCAUAACUGGGAGACCAUCAAGAUCAAUGAGCUCAAACUCAACCGGAACGAAGUUCUUGCAGUGAACUGCCUCUUCCGGUUUAAGAACCUGCUUGACGGGACCAUUGCUGAGAACAAUCCCAGGGAUGCGGUUUUACAGCUUAUCCAGGAAAUGAAACCCGAUGUGUUUGUUCAGUCUAUCGUGAAUGGCUCCUACAAUUCGCCCUUCUUCAUGACCCGAUUCAAGGAAACACUGUAUCACUUGUCAGCGCUGUUUGAUAUGAUGGAUGUAAACGUGCCGCGGGACAGCCCAGAAAGGAUGUUCAUCGAAGAGGGAUACUACAUACGGAGGGCCAUAAAUGUGAUAUCAUGUGAAGGCACAGAGAGGUUUGAGAGGCCAGAGACCUACAAGCAGUGGCAGAAUCGAGUUGCCAAGGCUGGGUUCAGGCAGGUUCCUUUGGGUUCAAGCUAAGUUGAAGGAACACUGCAGCGGGGAUUUUAUGGUCUACGAGGAUAAUAAGUGGCUGCUGCAGGGGUACCAGGGUCGGAUCAUCUACGCUUCUUCAGGAUGGAAACCCGUGUAAGAUGCCUUCGUUUCGGAUUGAAAGGCCGCAGGCACUAAUGGGAUAAUAAUUCCUGUAGACGAUUACUGAAAUGCUAUUUGUAGUGGUUAUUAUAGUCAUUAG
Molecule: messenger RNA, 1740 nt
Organism: Punica granatum (pomegranate)
Lineage: Eukaryota; Viridiplantae; Streptophyta; Magnoliopsida; Myrtales; Lythraceae
Source: RefSeq, a predicted model, not a curated record